AUGGUUGCUGUAAACGCCAUGCCAUCUACGUUACGGAAGCGCUUUCGACAAGCCCUGAUGGCGUACCACUACCUCCGGGGCCUUGUCGACGAUUUCCCUGAGUCUCUAAAUGGCUGGCCGUCAGGAGCUUUAAACGGAUGCCCAUGCUGUGGCGAUGCGGUCUGCAAUCAAGGUCCGAGGUCUGAAGCUGUGGAGGCAGACGACGGUGCUGCGGGCGGGUCGGGUGGAGAGCAGCUGGCGCCGCCGGGGACCGAUGCCAGCGGCCACCUUCGCACAGCCGAUGGUGCGGGGGCAGCAGCUGUGGAGGCAGUCGAGGAGGCAUGGGGCCUUAACCUGACUGGCGGAGUUGAGGAUGCUGGACAGGGACCUCAGCUUCUUCACUCAGUGCACUCCGAUGCAAACUUCAAAAUAAACCUCCUGGGCCAUCGGUACGGCAAGUCGUACCCCCAGCUGCCCCGGCGACGCUUCUUCGUGGAGAACAAGAGGGUAUUAGGCGUUCUGGAAGACGCUAAGGCAUCACAGCCUAUCGACGCAACUACCUGCUCGAAGUUUGACGCGGACAAGGUUCUUGCAGGAGAAUCGAAAAGGGUAAGGGACAGUGGUGAACGCCACGCGUACUGCACUUGCACAUUGCAGUCCUUGCUGUACGCCCAAACCGCUAUCCAGUUCAUGUGGUAUGAUAUUGGCUGCCGCUGGGGCCAUUCGUACACAAAGUGGCUGGGGGGUCAGGAGGAUCAAAGCGUGAAGGAGCGCGGCAUGAACAUGAUGUGCCUUAUCCCGCCAUGGCACAAAUACGCGCACAGCUAUUCGUGCCAGAAGGCUUUUGGGCAUGUGAGAAUGGAAGGGGUGGACCGUGGCACCGGGGAGCCAGCGGAGGUCUGGAACAGUGUAGUGGGUGCGCUCGGUAGUGUCACCCAGUACAUGAAGCCAGAUAACCGUGCCGAUUCGACGUCUAUCCGUCAGCGGCCUGCGCUGAUCCGCUCCCUUCAGGUGCAACUCGAGGAGGUGGAGAUGGAGCACAACAUUGCACCCGCCGACUGGGUGCAGGGGUCGCAAUCCUUUGUGUCGGCCCUGACCAAGCUGGCCAAGACGGAGCAGUGCGGGGGAGGAUCUACGAUCGAUCCAUGUUGCCGAGCGGCGUUCACGUCAGCUGUUGCAGCCGCUCUCAAGGAGCUUCAAAGCAAUAAAGCAUCACCAGCCAAUGAUUUGGGCCAGCGUGCCUACGAAAAGCUGCAAUAUGACCUCCCGCUCAUUUCGCUGGAGGAGCUUGAGGGGCUUACGGAAACCCUAAGGCUGCAUGAACUCAUUGCCGGAAAUUACGCGUUGUCCGAGAUUCAGCAAUGGACUAUGGGCGCGGCGUCAUCGCAGCAGCCAUCGCAGUCUCCGCAGGGGGCCAGCGGUCCCAUCGCGGCGCCAUCCCCAGGAGUUUCGUGGCCGCACGAUGACGAGUUUCAAUUGCUGCUCAAGCUAGCAGAGGCUGCUAGCGGCAGCCGCAGCUGCCGCGUCCCUUCGCCGGUUCCCCCGCAGCGGCUGGAAAGCGCUUUCCAGUCCACGCAGACGCAACCAGAUGAAGGCAGCGGUCGCUCCGGCGUCAGCGUGCCCGACAAUGUGGGGUUAUCGAGCCUGCGGAGUCGGCUUUCCGCGUGGCAAUCCCAGUGGGCCCCACUAAACAGCACUGCAGCUGCGUCGGGCGUUGCUCCGGCUGGCGCUGGGAUAGGCAACGGCAGCGGCUCCCUGAGAGAGGUGCUCGAGCAGCUUCUGGCGCAGCACCAGGAGACCGUGCAGCAGGCGCAUGUGCGCUUCAUCCCUGAUACGCAGCAACCUGGGCCCCUCGCCUCCCACGGCAGCGGCACCAGCAGCGUAUCUCUAUCUCAUGCCUUUGGCGAGGAGCUUGGAGGCGGCAAUAGCAAGGAAGAGCAACCCGGACGGAUGUCCGGACGCCAGACUGUAUCCACGUUAGGCAGCUCACGCUACCAGCCUUCCGAUGCCACCGGGGAUCACCGCAGCUCGCCCAGGACCGCGAGGGGGGAGCUGGAAGGCGAGUACCUAGCCCAGUUGCUUCAGCGCGCACAGUUCGAGACGGAAGCAGAGGUCCUUGGCGUGAGCCCACAAUCGGGUUCCAGUACCAGCAGGGCUGGCCCAGACGCGGCUGCUGUCUUGGCCCGGCUAGCAGAGCAGGAGCAGGCCACACAGGGUCCCGGUUCCCGAGGCAGGGCGAGACCAGAUGCAGUGGGCUUGGCGGCGGGCGGCAAGCCUUCAGUUGCCGUGGACGACUGGGCCCACCAACCCGUGCCGAGUUCAAGGGCAGCAGCCGCAGGGGCUGGUGACGGGGACACCAUACGCCGCGGCGGUGGCGGUGUUGCUGCUGGCGGAGCUGCUAUUCGCAACAUUCAUGUUGGCGUUGCUGAUGCUGGUCGCGAUAGCAACACACCGCCGUCUCCAACCCAAGUUCUUUGGCCACCUGCGCCAGCAUCCUCGUCAUUACGUGACAUGCGUAAUAUGAAUGCGGCAUUGCUGCGGCAGCUGGCCGAGAGUACCCGGCUACAGAUGCAGAUGCAGAAGGCGCUGGAUGCCGCAAUGGAGCAGCUCAUCGCCUUCCAUGCCAAGGAACAGCAGCAGCGCCGUGAGAUGAACAGCUGCCAAGGCUCGCCAGGCCGCCAGCCUAAGUCGCAGCUUGCGGUGCUUCAGGGCCCCACGUCUCCACGCUCGGCCUCCCCGCCGCGCCAAGCAUCGCCACUGCUGCGGCAGUCCUCCCCACUGCCGCAGCACCAAGCAUCACCUACUCAUCAGCGUGGUACAGCUCGGAGUGGUGGAGCUCUAGCCGAGCCCGCAGCGCCCGCCUUGCUGUCUGGCGCCGUCUCCUCCCCGCUGCGCCGAGGUGAGCACAAGAACGGGGGGGAGCAACAACACGCACGCAGAGCCGCCUCACCGGCACCCGGUGGUGCUGUACAACAUUAUACGGACAUGUCCCGCCGCAUGGGUGUGACUUCGAGGUCCAAGGGCAGGACGGCGGAGGCGGCACGGCCAUCUGCCUCGGCGUUUGCUGAGAAUGGCGGCGUUGCGGCGGGCGACCGCGAUGGGGCUUUAGCAAAUGGUGCGGGCGGCGCAGGUGCAGUCAUUGGCACCGGCGCGCCCACGGGUGACGACGCCUCAACUGCUGCGGCCUUGCGGGCCCUGCUGCACCAGCACCACUUGCGGUGGCGGGCCAAGAAAGCCAAGCUCAAGGAGCAGGCGCAGGCAUGGCAGUAUACGGCCUGGCGGUACACGACCGCGUGGAAGAAGGCGCGACUACUGGUGCGACUGCAGGCUAUGGUUGCGGCUCAGGAGGGUGCUGCAGCUGGGGCAGGGUCCGCCAUGCACGACGAUUUGCCGAGCUACCAACACAACGGCCCACUGCCACAACAGGGUAGUCCUGUGCCACGAGAUUUUCGACCACUAGCGGCUGAGCCCGUAUCACAUCCUCCUGCCGGUGUAUCCGGACGGCAGGUCGAACAUGGGCACAGUGAGGUUCGCAAGCUCAGUGAGCCGGCCGUCCUAGCCGGGAUUGCAGCUGCACUGCAGCGUCGGGACCCCUCACCUGCAGUUGCUGCCGGACAGCGGCCCAGCGCCUACCCGACACACUGCCGGGUAGGCUUUGUGGGAGCUACUGCCUUCACAGGCAGAGCCGAUGAUUUGGCACCAAGCAUCAGGGGCCCAGGAAGCAAAGCGAUUAGCGCCAUGCGUGACGCGGCACGGAUGAGCCCACCAAGGUUGCGGCCCCCUCCACAUCGGAAGUGUGUGCCGGCAGCUGGGGGCGACGGGCUGCAGGAGGAUCAGGACGACAUGCUUCGAGCACCUGAUAAAUAUUGCGGUGACAAGGUCAUUGGCAUUAAAUCUCGCGUGAAGCACCCAACAUUAGACGGUGCGGCUGGUGGCCCUCCACCCGGGCCGACCCUGUGGAGUGACAUGGGGGUGGAUUCAGGGCGAGACCAGGCUUCUCGUGGCCACAGGACUGCUCGUCGGCCUGAUGGCGGCGACGCUACUGCACCAACGGAGCGCGUAGAGGUAGCAGCGCACUGGCCCGCGACGUUGCGUGCUGACGGAAGGUCUCGCAGCACCAGUCCCAUAGCCCGACCGCCCUGGAGGGACGCCGGCUGCACCAGUCCUACGGGCAUUAGAAUAAAUAGGUCCGGACUACCCCGUGACAUGACCGGCCAACUGGAAACGAUCUGGGUCUUCCUUGUUUCCCCCGGAGCCUACGCAACGCCCACUCCAGCCACCCCAACCUCCAGCAGUAGCAGCUCGUCAGGUGGCGCUACCGCAGUAGCAGCAACAGCACACGCGGACGCCUCUGCCCCCGGCGGAGACCGGGCGAUCCCGGGCCCGCCCGGACCUUCCUUACUGCCGCCGUACUCCUGGACGGCGCUGCGCGCGCGGCUGUUACGGCUGGCGGGGCAUGUAUCCUAUGCCUUGCUGGACGACCCGGAGCUGUGGCGCGACGGCACGCUCCUUCAGGGGGUGUUUCAGUUGCUGCAGGCGUUGGGCGCGCACCGGCAUUCCCUGGAGCUGCAGCCGCUGCUGCACGCCUAUGUGGGCCUUGUGGCGGACCGAAUUGCGGCGGAGCCGUCGGAGCUGGCCUCCCUGGACAACCUGUGGGACGCCGUCGGGCUGCAGUGCGUUGCUUCGCUGCCUCAAGUCGACCGACAACGACCUGUCGGGGCGGCUCGUCGAGGCCAGGGACUUCUGAUGGCUGAGGCCACCACCUGCCUGUCCCUCGUGGUGACGCUGGCGGGCCAACUAACAGCCGCCUCGGCCAAGCUGCGGCUCUGGCAGCAAGUCCACAAGCACAUGUUGCCCCUUCUGGAGCGUUGUCUAGGCGAGCUGGUGAGGACGAUGGGGCCAGGACCUGGGAAAAUCGCAACGGCAAAGGCACAGGUGCAGACGGAGGCGGCAGUGGUGAUACAGCAGCAGCAGCAGCAGCAGACGGCCAGGUUAACGGGGCCGGGUCCGGAGGAGGUGGCUGCCAUUGUGCUGGUGUGCCAGGUGCUAGACUUCUACGUUCAGCAGCGCCCCGGCAAUGCGGACCUGGCGGCGGCACUCAAGGGUACGGGCGUGUUGGCCUCCUUGGAGGUGUUCUUUGCGGCGGCGGGGGCCCUGCCGGAGACGGAGCCUCUCCGGUCCGCGGCGCUGUGCUGUGCGGCCAGCAGCCGGGAGCUGCACUGCUGGAUGCUGGCGGUGCCAGGGGUGGCCCAGGCGCUCGCAGGUCCAGACUUUCAGGAAGUGCGCCCUCAUGAGGCGCAUGGGGCGAUCUGGGAGAUGCUGGGGAGCGCCGGAUCCAGUCCUCUGGCCCUGAGCAUCCUUUCAGGCGGUGCGGCGCCAGAGAAGGCCUAUCGCAUGCAUGCACUGCUGCAGCUGCUAGCCAAGGCGGUAGCGUGCGGUGGUGGCCGCGGUGGCGCGUUGUGGGGCCUGGCUGUAGAGGCCGCGAUGCGGGAGCUGUUCGCGACACUGCGGCAGGAGCAGGCGGGCGGGGGUGCUGCGUCGUCGCCGGUGGCGGCGGUGGAGGUGUCGGGGAGGCCAUCGGGGGGGGGGGUCUCUGUCUGUUGGGUAUGGCCUGGCGAGCAGCCGCCGGCGGCUCCCACUCCCAGCUUCAGACCAUGUCCCCGGCUGAUGGAGCUACUAGCUGAGCGUAUGGAGCAGGACAAGGAGGAGAAGGAGCAGGGGGGCUGCUUCGACGUGCUGUGGGCGAUGCGGGAGGUGGCGGCAGAUGCGGGGGGGUUAGCCGCCCUGGAGCGAUGUGGUGCAUUGCAGGCCGCGUGCAGAGCGCUGAAGCGCCUUGUUGCUGCUGCUGCUGCUGCUGCUCAAGGCGACGGCGAGGGCGGGGGCGGCGGGGGCCCGGUUGGGGUAAGGGGCCCAUUACCUGAGCGGACUGGUGCUGGUGCUGGUGCCCCGGCAGGAAUGGAGGAAGCGGCGAAGAGGGGCUCCAAGCGGGCGGGCGUUACGGAGGGCGGAGCGGUGGUGGAGCUCGCGGCGGAGGGAGUACUGCUGGCAGAGUGUCUCGCGGCCUGCAGCUCCGUACAUUCCGCGGCGUUGCUGAUCUGUGACGGCCAGAAGGUGCCCAGCCAGUGGCCUAAUCCGGAGCAAAGCCGGGUUCCGGAGCGCCUCAUCAAGCUACUGCUGCUACUGCCACUCGACACGGCCGGAGAGGGGGCACAGCGCCAGUAUGUGGAGGGAGAGGGCAACGGGGCAAAGGAGCGGGACGACGGCUCGGCGGUGUCAGGGGGCGGCGGCGCCGCCACCGCUGCUGUCGCUGGGGGUGGACGUGGUGGUUGUGGUGCUGCUGCGCAAGGGGGCCCGGCGGCCGACGGGCAGAGGGCCAAUGCGCCAGUGGCGGCUUUGAAGCCGCCUAAGGGCAGCUGCUGCAGUGAGGACGGAGGGUAUUCGGCGACGUUUGAGCUUGAUGGUGGUGAUGGUGAUGUGGGAGCUAUUGGGGUAACAGAGGUGGAGGAGGCUGGCGAUGUGGGGAAGGAGGCUGGUGUGGCUGGCAGUCAGGAACAUGGGAGCGGCUGCGAGGGUGACGAGGGUGACGGCGGCGGCGGCGACACGGGAGCGGGUGCGGGAGGACAGGGGCAGGUGGAGGAUGUACGAGUCACGCAGGUGCGUAAGGCUCAGCGCCAGCUGCAGGACGCUCUGCUCCGGAGCCUGUACGGCAUUGCAUCCAGCGGUCAUUGCCAGAAGCCGGAGCAGGCGUCAACGGCGGUAGCCGGUACGACACCAAGGGCUUCGGUGACUGCGUGUCGGCCGCUGGACAUGGACUCGAGCAACAUAAUCGACAGCCGUGUGGAGCUGACGGGCAAGAAGCAGCUCAUGCAGGCGAUUGUGGCUGCUGGCUCUGCCUUGCUGCAGCAGCAGCAGCAGCAGCAGGGGGCAGAAGUAGAUACAGGACCUGCGGGUUCCGCUGUCGUCGCCACGGCAGCAGUGUUGGCCCCUACAGAACCACGGAAGGGCACACACGGCGGACAAAUGGAUCACGCACCGCCGCCUUCUGACGGCAGCGGCACUGUGGCAGAUUCGGGUUGCACACCGAUAGGCGCCCCGGACGGGUCGAGAGGUAGCGGGGGGUCUACUGGCGGCGGCGGCAGCCGUGUCGGGGGCAGCGCGGUCCACAUGCCUCCACGGGUGGCGACACGUCCGCCGCCGCUCGUGCUGCCCCUCUUGGACAUCGGGGGGGCGCCCCGCAGACCGCCGCCGCCGCCACUGGUUCGGGUGUCGACGGCGCCGACAGCAGUGCAGGUCCAGGAGCUGCAGACCUGCUGCAUGGGAGUGCUGGUGGCAGUGACGCUCAGCGCCGGCGGAUGCAAGGCCAUUUGUGGUCAGCCGGGGCUUAUGCCGUACAUCGCGUCACUACUGGAGCUGCCAGAUGUUGAUGACGGCGCGCCGCCCCCGCGCUCGACAGCUGCCGCUCUGAGUGGAAGUGGGCAGGAGCUAAGGCUGCAGCUGCUGGCUCUGCUGACCAACCUCAGCCUACAUGCCUCUAGCACCACCUCAAGGCCGCUGGCUGAGGGGCUGUACGGCACUGCGGAGAGGUCAGUACGACAGCUAUCGGAUAGCACCUCGAGCUGGAGGCUGGGGGUGCAACUGCUGGAGUCAUGUUUCAUCGUGAUGACCAACUUGCAUCGGGCCCGUGUGGAGCUCGGCCUGCCGCCGGAUCCGACCACUGCAUGCAUGCUUGACUCCGCCAUCACGGUGUACGAGGGUGUGGGACGAACACUUGCCCGGCCGCAAAAAUUGCGUUCUCGCGGCGGCAGCUGCGGCGGCGCCGCUGCCAAGGGUACGGCGGCCCGGGGGGCUGCCGCUGAAGAGGAGAAGGCGGUGCUGUCGGAGCUCGUUUGGCUGCUGGCCGCCAGGGGGGGUUGUUGCGGUGGCGGCGGCACCGCUGCUGUUGUGGCGGUGGCAGCGGAGCGUGCCGCUGUCGAUGCUGCCAGUGCACUGUGGCAGCUGAUGGCCAGCGGCACGGUGCAUCCGGAGGUAUUGUUUUGUGAUCUGGAGGCGCACCUGGUGUCGGUUCUUGGGAGCCCCAAGGCGGCGGCGGGGGACUCAGAGCGCCCGGCGGUGCUGCACCUGGCAGUGCUCGGACUAGUGUCAUGCCUGGCACGCUGUACGGCAGUCGCGCGGCGGCUGUGGACAUCACCGCUGCUGCCGGCGGUGAUGAAGGCGCACGGUCUGGCGCGGCGGCGCUGUGCUGACGGUGGCACGGAGGCGUGGACGCCUGUGGUGGAGUGCGUGCGGGGUGUAUGCCAGACGUUGUGUCGUGCGUGCCACACUGUGGAUCGUGGUUUUGUAGUGGGGCCGGACAAGCGGGUGGAUAAGUGGGGCCUUACGGAGCGGUUGUUGGUUGAGGUCAGAUGCACGUUGCAGUACGAUGAACAUGAAGACACGAUUAUGCUCGUAGCCAAGAAGGAGGAGGAGGUGGCUGGGGCUGGAGGCCGACUGGCUGAGUACGACGAUUAG
Volvox carteri f. nagariensis is the source of this 8487-nucleotide messenger RNA. RefSeq lists its product as uncharacterized. The transcript has 29 exons. NCBI's taxonomy places the organism in Eukaryota, Viridiplantae, Chlorophyta, Chlorophyceae, Chlamydomonadales, Volvocaceae. The record is from RefSeq and is a predicted model, not a curated record. The coding region runs from base 1 to 8487 and encodes 2828 amino acids.